UGCGUCGUAGCACGGAUCCGAGACCACCGCUGCAUUGCAGCAUCGACCGGUUCUUUUUUUUUUUCCCCCGACCUCGGAGUAGGCACCCCCCGUACCUUCGCGUGGCGGCGCGACCGCCCCUCUCGACGCACCCUCUCCCGCGUCUUCUCUUCUCUGGGUAUCGCGCCACCACCGACGAUGGAGGCUUCGAUCGACACCCCCGACAGUUUUUCGCAGGACGCUUGUUGCUUCUGUAUACGAGCCACGAACAUGAACUCGCCCUGACCGCAAAUCUCGUCGCUUGAGACGUACCUGCGUCGCAUUUGAUUCUAUUAAUGGGAUCGUUCCUUGUUCGUCGCAGUGAAUAAAUUGUGUCGAAAGUGUCACCUCGAAUACAAUAAUUCUCGUAAUGAACGUUAAACCGAUCGCUAAUUAUGCCAGGUACACGUUAUCGAUAAAUGCGAGCACCAUGUAAUGCGCGAGUCUUAUAUAUUGUCGACUAUUCAAAUUCUUUGAAGCAUUCAAUGUGAUUUAUUCGAAGACUUAUCGAAAAAUUAAUUGAUUAAAAAUAUAUUAUUUUUAUAUUCUCUGUGUAAUACGUAAAGAUCUUUUAUGUAUAUUAUUUUUGUUGUAUUAUUAUAUAUUUUAACAUAAUUAUUUGAAAUUAUUUGAAAACUGAUACGUGUAUAUAUAGGCUACAUCAUAGAAUUAAACCAUUGCAUGAUGAUCGAUUGAGAGAGCUCUCGCUCUUCCUUCAAAUCUGCUUCGAGGGAUGAUGAUUGACCGGCAAUGGCAACUUUGCGGGCGCGCGAACGCACCGCGGAUCUCGAAGGCGUUCGCGAAGGACCGCGGCAUAUCCGCGCCGUUCCCAUCGUAACCUGAAGAUACAAAUAUAGGCAAAAGAGCGUUCGUUCUGCGUGUCCUGCGAGCUCCUGAGAUCUCCUUCCCGCGUUCUGCAUUUCCCGCAGGCAUCGCGAGAAGGCCGCGCCGCGGAUCGCGAACUGUCCCUCCGAUGAGCAAGAGCUACCUGUCGCUCGCAUCGAAAGGGCAUCCCACGAAGGAUCAGCGAGGCGAGGAUGAAGUCCGAGAGAAACAACGGAUAUCUACGAACCACUACCGUCGUCGCCGAACAGCCGGCCGAUCUGUCAGGAUCGGGAUCGAUUGCUCAGGACGGUGCCCCCACUGCGAAUUCUCUUCAAGUGACUUAUGGUCCACGUGGCGGUACUACCACAUCCGUUCUCCAACAUCCGGUCAAGCCGCAAAGGCCAAUCGGUAUAACACGUGCUACCUCAAUUACACGAAGACGAAGAGGGACAGCGAGUAGACAACGUUUACUUGGUGUGUUGGCUAUCACUUUGCUGGCAAUUUGCCUCUUCAUACUUCUGCUAUUGGCGUUAAACACCAGCCGUGAAUGCGUCCGAGAGCCUCAGCCGAACGUUUGUAUGACGGAAGAAUGCGUCCGAACAGCGGCGAGUUUAUUAACGGCGAUGGAUAGUACCGCGGCGCCAUGCGUAGACUUCUUUCAAUACGCCUGCGGCACAUGGAAUCGAUUGCACGUGAUACCGGAGGACCGAAGCUCCGUCAGCACCUUCGAGAUACUGGCCGAUCAGCUGCAGGUGAUCCUGAAGCGCCUACUCGAAGAGCCGCCUAACGCGGACGACAAUAACGCUACUCUCAAAGCGAAGAUGUUCUACAGGUCGUGUAUGGACAUCCCUCGCAUACGUGAGAUCGGGGACGCCCCGUUGAAGAAGAUCCUGGAGCGUCUCGGUGGCUGGCCGGCAGUGGUAGGAGCGUCUUGGAAAUCGCCGCCUUAUCCGCUGGAAGUCCUUCUAGGUCGUCUACGCGGCGAGUACAACGAGGGUGUGCUGCUGGAACAAUGGGUCGGUCCAGACGAUAAGAAUUCCUCGGCCAACAUCCUCCAGUUGGAUCAGAUGCAAUUGGCAUUGCCUAGCAGAGAUUAUUACUUGAAAAAGAGCAGCGAAGCCGAAUUGAAGGCUUAUCAUAAUUAUAUGACGAGCGUCGCUAUCUUGCUUGGUGCGAAUCCUUCUUCGGCAGGAGAGGAGUUUAAUCGAGUGAUCGUUUUGGAGAAACAGCUUGCCAAUGCUUCAUUACCGGAAGCGGACAGGCAUGAUACUUCGGCGAUUUACCGGAAGUUAACAUUGCGAGAAUUGCAGCGAGAAGUACCACAGCUACAGUGGCUCAUUUACUUGCGAGAGUUCAUGAGCGUGCCAAUCGACGAAGAUGAACCAGUCGUGACAUAUGCAAUGCCAUAUUUCGUGCAGAUGGGCCGUAUCAUCUCAAAGACGGAUCGCAGGACUUUACACAACUACAUUCUGUGGCGGCUCGUUAUGUCAAUUAUGCCUCACAUGAUCAACGAGUAUCAACAAAAGCGGAUUGAAUUCCGUAAAAUUCUGCUGGGAAUUCUCAGCGAAAGAAAUAGAUGGUCGCAAUGCGUCGAAUGGACCAACAAAAAACUUGGAAUGGCGGUAGGGGCUCUUUUUAUACGCGACAAUUUUAAUCACGAGAGCAAGGAGACUGCUCUAGAGAUGAUUCGAACGAUUCGCGAGGCUUUUAAUGAAUUGCUGACCGAAAAUCAUUGGAUGGACGACGAGACCCGGAUGGUGGCGAAGAAAAAGGCCGACUCGAUGAACGAGCGAAUCGGAUAUCCGGAAUUUUUGAAAGAUCCAGUCGAACUCUGUAUAGAAUACGUGAUGCUAAACAUAACGGAAAAUCGCUUUCUGGAGAACAUCUUUGCCAUGCUCAAAUACGACGCUUAUCAUAAUCUGCAAAAGUUGCGAAAGCCGGUCGACAAGAAUAAAUGGUCGACUGAGCCUGCUGUGGUGAAUGCUUUCUACAAUCCCAACAAAAAUGAUAUAGUAUUUCCCGCGGGGAUUCUACAGCCGCUUUUUUACUCUCAGCACUUCCCCAAGUCCUUAAAUUAUGGCGGUAUUGGUGUAGUGAUCGGUCACGAGAUUACUCAUGGUUUUGACGACAAGGGUCGUCAAUUCGACAAGGACGGCAACAUGAUGCAAUGGUGGAACAAUGCCACUGUCAGGGCAUUUCGCGAAAGGGCGCAAUGCAUCGUAGACCAGUAUUCUAGAUACAAGUUGCAGGAAGUGAAUCUAUAUAUCAAUGGUAGAAUGACUCAAGGAGAAAAUAUCGCCGACAACGGCGGUCUCAAGCAGUCCUUCAGGGCUUACAAGAAGUGGGUCUCUAUCCAUGGCGAAGAACCGUUGCUGCCGGGAGUGAAUCUCACGCACGAUCAGUUGUUCUUCCUCAAUUACGCGCAGAUCUGGUGCGGUUCCAUGAGGCCGGAGGAUGCUCUCACGAAGAUCCGCAGCAGCGUGCAUUCGCCCGGUCCGGUACGGGUGCUGGGUCCCCUGUCAAACAGCGAGGACUUUGCCAAGGCUUACAGCUGCCCGCUGGGCUCGCCGAUGAAUCCCAAAAAGAAAUGCAGCGUUUGGUAGCUCGUGCUCCUUUCGGUGAUAUAUGAAAUAUAUCACCUCGAUGUAUAAUCAAAAUUGCACAAGAUGAGGAUCGUAGAAGCUAAAAAUUCCGAGCCACACACGGGACCUGAGAGCCUGCGUCCUCUGACCGCGCAUUUAGCGUUAAAGAAUGUUAAAUUUAAUCAUUAUCUUGUACAUUUUGCAUGAAUUCAAUGAGAUAUUAAUAUCCAACAGAACUCGAAUGCGUUGAAAUAUAUUUUAGAAAAAUAAAAAAAUUUAGAUUUGCAUUUAAGAGGGAGCUUUACAUUCUCCCGAUCCUUCAGCUAACGCUAAAUGCGCGACAGGAAUAUGUGGCAAAAAAUCAUAUAAGAUUAUAAACGUAUCAUGCCCGAAAAUUUCAAGGAUCCGCGGAUUCCUUUAUCACCCUUGCAUAGCACGGUAUUGCUUGUUUUUGUGUAAUAAGCGAGACGAAAUAAAAAAUGAUGUUAUGAUUG
Formica exsecta is the source of this 3919-nucleotide messenger RNA. RefSeq names its product neprilysin-1-like. Gene Ontology annotation, molecular function: metalloendopeptidase activity. NCBI's taxonomy places the organism in Eukaryota, Metazoa, Arthropoda, Insecta, Hymenoptera, Formicidae. The transcript has 13 exons. Gene Ontology annotation, cellular component: plasma membrane. Bases 1056 to 3446 code for a protein of 796 amino acids. The record is from RefSeq and is a predicted model, not a curated record. Gene Ontology annotation, biological process: protein processing.